Messenger RNA from Gossypium arboreum, 3539 nucleotides. RefSeq names its product xyloglucan galactosyltransferase MUR3-like. The record is from RefSeq and is a predicted model, not a curated record. Lineage: Eukaryota; Viridiplantae; Streptophyta; Magnoliopsida; Malvales; Malvaceae. Gene Ontology annotation, molecular function: glycosyltransferase activity. Bases 495 to 2222 code for a protein of 575 amino acids. The transcript has a single exon.
AUUUCCAGCUCCUGAACUCAGUCAAAUUAUUUUCCGAGAAAAUAAAAUAAAAGAAAAUCACUUGCAAGUCCUUUUUCUUGGAAUUAAAAAAUUCUCUUGAAAUAUUUGCAGUUAAUUUGUUGGUAAAAGUCAGCCAAAAGAUCCGUAACUAUAUCACGGCAAUCUCUCAGUUUUCGCUACCUCCAUUAUUGCAUAUAAUCCCAUCUCUACUAUAUAUCCGCUCUAAUUCUCAUUUCCUUUUUCCAGUUUUUAUUAGAAUUUUGUUUUUUUUUUUAGUUGUAAAGUUCUAGUCCUUUUUUUUUCUUCUUUUUUUGGGAUCUCUGCUCGAAACUCAGGUCUUACUGUACCUUUCUUUUUAAGCAGACGAAUUGAGAUUCAGGGUUUUGGGGGGUUUUGUUAAGGUUUUUUAUUUUUUCAUAUCAAGUGAGAAAGCUGGCUUUUUUUGGGGGGGUGCUUUUCGGGGGAUCUGUUGAUCAGGUGGUGAUCGAACUCUGAUGAGACGCCGUCCAGGGGCGUUGGCUCCUUUCGAAGCAAUGGAGAAAGGUUCCCCUAAGAAUCAACAAACCCGGCUCUGUUUUUUAGCUUCGUUAUCAGCAUUUUUCUGGAUUUUGCUUUUCUAUUUCCAUUUCGUAGUUCUAGGACGGAGCACCACAAUUGAGGACUCGGUUCCAUCGCCACCGUUCAAACUAGAGUCUCCUAUCGUCAAUGUCGAGUCCAUCCCUGCUCGGGUGACCAAGGAGAAACCACCAGUGGUGAAACCCGUUAUGAAUACGGCGACUGAAAAGGUGGUAACUUAUCCGUUUAUGAGAGCUUUAAGGACGGUGGAAAACAAGAGUGAUCUGUGUGGGGGAAGGUACAUUUAUGUGCACAAUCUUCCUCCGAGGUUCAAUGAGGAUAUGCUUAAGGAGUGUAAGAGUUUGAGCCUUUGGACUAAUAUGUGUAAGUUUACGAGUAAUGAAGGGCUUGGUCCACCACUCGAGAAUGUGGAAGGGGUGUUUGAGAAUACUGGGUGGUACGCCACCAACCAGUUUGCGGUGGAUGUGAUAUUCAAUAAUCGAAUGAAACAGUAUGAGUGCUUGACCAAUGAUUCAUCAAUCGCAGCUGCAAUAUUUGUGCCCUUUUAUGCGGGGUUUGAUAUUGCAAGGUACCUUUGGGGAUACAAUAUCUCGAGGCGGGACGCCGCCUCGCUCGAUCUGGUUGACUGGCUGAUGAAGAGGCCUGAGUGGGGUAUAAUGGGAGGGAAGGAUCAUUUCCUGGUAGCUGGGAGGAUCACAUGGGAUUUCAGGAGAUUGACCGAGGAGGAAUCUGAUUGGGGUAAUAAGCUUCUGUUUUUACCUGCUGCAAGGAAUAUGUCAAUGCUGGUGGUCGAAUCGAGCCCUUGGAAUGCAAAUGAUUUUGGGAUUCCAUAUCCAACAUACUUCCAUCCUGCAAAGGAUGAGGAAGUCUUUGUAUGGCAAGAUCGGAUGCGGAAUCUGGAGCGGAAAUGGCUUUUCUCUUUCGCAGGUGCACCUCGUCCCGGUAACCCCAAGUCGAUAAGAGGGCAGAUUAUUGAUCAAUGCAGGCAGUCCAAGGUGGGCAAGUUGUUGGAAUGUGAUUUUGGGGAGAGCAAGUGUCAUUCACCAAGCAGUAUAAUGCAGAUGUUCCAGAGCUCCCUGUUCUGCUUACAGCCUCAAGGAGAUUCAUACACACGAAGAUCUGCUUUCGACUCAAUGUUGGCUGGUUGUAUUCCUGUCUUCUUCCAUCCUGGCUCGGCAUACACACAGUACACUUGGCACCUUCCGAAGAAUUAUACUACAUAUUCAGUGUUCAUCCCAGAGGAUGAUAUUCGUAAACGGAAUGUUAGUAUAGAGGAGAGGCUUAGUCAAAUUUCUCCUGAGCAAGUGAAGAUCAUGAGAGAGGCAGUCAUAAAUCUCAUUCCAAGGUUAAUAUAUGCUGAUCCUCGCUCUAAAUUGGAGACUCUUCGAGAUGCUUUCGAUGUUGCUGUAGAUGCGGUGAUCAAUAAAGUCACUAAGUUGAGGAGGAACAUCAUCCAAGGUCGUACCGAAUAUGAUAACUUUGUGGAGGAGAACAGUUGGAAGUACGACUUAUUAGACGAAGGACAGCGCGAGGUCGGAGCUCACGAAUGGGAUCCUUUCUUCUCAAAACCAAAGGACGAGCAGAGAGAUCAAUCUGCCGAAGCUGCGAAAAAUUCUUGGAAGAACGAGCAGAGAGAUCAAUCAUAAAUGGAAGUUGGUGAAGCAGCAUAUAUAAGUUGAUCUAAAGCUUUGCAGUCUCCCAGUGGCAAAACAAGAGUUCCUUGUAAGUGCCUUGAUAUGCAUCAACUAUAGAUGUUUGCCACCAGGCAUAUCAGGCUCUCUUGGCCUUGUUUCAAACAAAAACAUAUAUACAUAAUCCCAGCACCAAACAUAGUUCUUAUAUAGUUUUCUCCUUUUGAGCUCACGUAUUUUUGCUUAUUGAUUCUUUGAAAUGUUUUGUGCUUGUCAUACAAAUUCGUACAAGAAAUAAUUACUAAUGACUUUGUUUUUUUUUUUUUGCUUCAGUCUCUCUGGGGGUUUUGUAAUCAGCUUUUGUGAUUCCAUUGUACCAUUUUACUAUAUUCCUUUUGCCAUGUCUGUUAAUUAUCAUAAUCUUAUAGCAUUUCUUAGCUUUUAGUCAGUUACGUCAAGUAAAAUGGGGGACAACUUCCAUUAUGUUCCCAAAUACAGUAGUUUUUUGAGCAUAAAGUUCCACACUAUAGAACAUCUGCAUUGCCUCAGGAGUCAAUCAUCGAAUGACUAUAUCAGUUGUGCUGUUGGUGAAGGCAAACAUGAUUUGUUGUUUUUCACAUGCCUGUAUUUACAUUUAUUGGUUCUUGGGUUACAUUGACCAGGACAAAAGAACAAAAAUGCAUCUGGGUGUGAGCUGGAUGAUGGCUUUAGUAUUUAGAUGAACAAAAAUAACUGGAGCCAGCAAAUCCACAGAUGGGAUGGAUUUACAGGCUUGAUGCUUUCACUUGGAACUUUCCCACCGAAAGAUUUGGAAAGAAAAUGAUCAUAAAUCUGGGUUUAAAACUUUUGAUUCAAAUAUCGAUGUCCAAAGCUGACACCAUCACGGCUGAAACUCCCCAUUGCUUCAUUUGAAUUGGACAAACAGCUGGCUCCUUGAACCGUGUUUUGGUUGCCAAGUUUGCUACUAUAACUUAUUGCUUUCCGAAUCUAAAAGCAAAACAUCAAUCUUUUGUAUGAACAAGAACUUAAAAAAAAAAUUGAAAAUUGAUUUUCAUGGAUGGAAAAAACACCCGUAUGAUUUUACUCUAUAUGGAAGUGGAACAACCCUUUAUGUUUGAAUUGUUGUUUUUGGAAUAUAUAUUACAUUGAAAAACUAAUGACUUUGAAAACCUAUGGUGACUAUUCCUAACAUGUAAUCAAAUAAUACAAACAAACAGAGAGCUACAAAGGUUCAAACUUUGCUAAAGUCAAAAUGCUUUUAACUAUGUUGUAUUUCUUUUCUGCUUUGGAUAGCAUGUCUUAUUCGUGUUAUGGUCGGCUUUGAGAGAAUAG